AUGCCUCCGUUCGUUCCGCGCAAAAGGCGCUCGCCUUCGCCAGAAGCUCCUCCUGCGAAACGAAGAGAAACUGCCCGUGGCAAGAAAGCUCCCGUCGACGAGAAACCCACCAAGUCCACCAAGCCAAAGAGCAGCGUCUUUGAUGCAAUCGACACACUGACCACCAAGGCGACGGCUGAAGAGGCCAAGAACUUCUUUGCGAGCGUUGGUAAAGGCGACAGCGAUGACAAUGACGACAACGAUGCCUCAUCCGAAGACGACGACCACGAGUUUGAAGAUGUGCCCAUGAAAGAAGCACCGAAAGAGCAGGACGAUGGCGACGACAUGGACUGGGAAGAUGCUAUCCCUGCUCAGGAAGACAAGGUCGACGACGACAGUGCCAUCCAAGACAUCAACAUUUCCAUCAACGAAGACGGCAGUGUCCAGGCUGUUGCUGCUGCUGAACAACAAGCAAAGGCUAAAAAGGGUCCUUCCAAAAGAGAACGCCAGGCACGAAUCCGAGCACACUGUAUACAUGUCCAAACCCUGCUCUUCCACAACGCCGUCCGUAACUCAUGGCUCAACGACAAAGAACUACACAAAACUCUCCUCGACAGUCUCAGUCAAGGUGUCAAGGACGAGAUUGACCGUUGGAAGAUCAAUAUGGGCAUGAAGCAACCACCACCCAAGAAGAAGCAAAAGGGAAAGAACAAGGGAAACAGCAAAGCCCGAGAUUGGGGACAGGACGCUGAUAGACUCGAGCCUGGCGUGCCCAAUCUCAGUAGCGGAGACCCUCUGCUCAGACUGCUCAAAGUCCUGACUGCCUAUUGGAGAAAGCGUUUCAGCGUCACUGCUCCUGGUAUACGCAAGCAAGGUUACCUGCCUCAACGACUCAUCACCUACGAGAUCAAGGCUUGGGCUAAGAAUAAGUCCAACGCCGGACGCCACGGCGAGCGUAUUGAGAACAUCGACGAGUUUCGCAAGUGCGCAAAAGAAUAUCGAGGCUCGCGAGAUGUCGGUGCUCAGCUGUUCACUGCUCUAAUCAGAGCCAUCGGUAUCGAUUCCAGAAUGGUGGCAAGUUUGCAACCUGCUGGCUUUGGUUGGACAAAGGUUGAGGAUGGUGAGAUUAAGAAGCAACCUCAAACUUCAUCUUCGAAUCCUGUCGAGAUUUCUGAUGACGAGAGUGAUGCUGCUGAGUCUCCGAAACCCAAGUCAAAAGCAAAAGCGAAAAAGCCCGUCAAAGCUGAGAAGCCGGCUCGAAAAUCCACUCGCAAAUCAAAAGGCGCUGUGGUCGAAGACGAGUCUAGUGAGCUCUCAAGUAUUCCAUCAGACGCCGACGACGAUGACGAUGCUUCGGUAAUCGACAUCACACCCGCACCUCCACUCAAGAACAGCAAGAAGUAUGACCGUGACUUGGCAUAUCCUCAUUACUGGACAGAAGUUCUUUCUCCCGUCUCGAACACUUACAUCCCCGUCGACUCUAUUGUCCUUUCCACUGUCGCUAGUAACCAAGAGCUAUUGUCUACUUUCGAGCCUCGAGGCAAGCGCGCCGACCAAGCCAAACAGGUUAUAUGCUAUGUCGUUGCUCACAACCAAGAUACUACUGCCAAAGAUGUUACUGUUCGUUAUCUCAAGAAGCAUCAACUGCCUGGCCGUACAAAAGGCUUCCGUAUGCCUGUCGAGAAGAUCCCUGUUCUUAAUAAGCGUGGCAAGGUCAUCAAGACUGAAGACUACGACUUCUUCAAGCGUAUCAUGUCACCAUUUGUGCGGCCUCAAAACAAGCGUACUGCAGCAGACGACGUCGAAGAGUCAACAGAUCUCAAACCUUUCAAGCCAGUGACUGAGAAAGCCAAGGUUGCGACCGAGUCACUGCAAUGGUACAAACAAAGUGCCGAGUUUGUGCUUGAGCGCCAUCUUCGUCGUGAAGAAGCCAUUCUUCCUGAAGCCAAGCAAGUCAGGACAUUCACUUCAGGCAAAGGUGACAAGGAGAAAUCAGAACCUGUCUACAGGAGAGCUGACGUUGUGAAUUGCAAGACCGUCGAAUCAUGGCAUAAAGAAGGUCGGCAAAUCAAACUCGGCGAACAACCUCUAAAGAUGGUCCCUGUACGAGCUGUCACCCUCAUGCGCAAGCGCGAGAUGGAAGAAGCUGAACGUGAAACUGGUGAGAAGCUCAAGCAAGGUCUUUACGGUAUCGAUCAGACCGAAUGGAUCAUCCCACCGCCCAUCGAGAAUGGUGUCAUUCCAAAGAAUGCAUACAACAAUAUUGACGUGUAUGUGCCAUCGAUGGUGCCCAAAGGUGCUGUCCACAUACCCCUUCGCAGCACUGCUAGGAUCUGCAGAAAGCUGAACAUCGACUACGCCGAAGCUUGCACGGGGUUCGAGUUUGGCAAACAGCGUGCAGUUCCUGUCAUCACCGGUGUAGUUGUAGCUGCCGAGAACGAAGACGCUGUUAUUGAUGCUUGGGAAAUUGAAGAAGCUGAACGCAAACGUAAAGAGGACGUCAAGAGACAGGCUACUAACCUGCAUCUGUGGCGCAAAUUUCUUAUGGGCUUGCGUAUCGUCGAACGUAUUAGAUCGGACUAUGCUGGUCGACAAAAUGAAAUCGACGAGGUCAAUCCAUUCGUCAACCGCGACAAGCAGAAAAAGAAGAAGGCACCGAGAGACGAGAUGACUCUGGGUGGCGGCUUCUUGGUCUCUGACGACGAGGAGGACGAGAAAUCCAAGGAGACAAAAGAGGAAGACACAGACCUCAGUCUUGGUGGUGGUGGUGGCUUUAUGCCUGAAGACGAAGACGAGGACAAUACCAAAGUCGAGGAAGAUGUCGAUACUGAGAUGGGCGGUGGCUUCUUACUCGAUGAUGACGAUGCAGAGGAAGAGAAGAAGCCAGUCACCAGCUCGCACUUCGCACCCAUGUCUCUGGCAUCCGCACACCGUCAAGCACAAUCAUCAGACGCCGAGCCCGUAAAAGAGGAAGAAGAAAGCGAGGAAGAGCUGGACGAAGAACCGCCAAGUACACGUCGCAACCCUCGUACAUCCACCGCUACUGCUAAACCAAAAGCAAAGCCCAAAGCAGCACCAAAAGCAAAGGCCAAGCCUGCUAGCAAGCCCGCACCCAAAGGUGCUGCUAGAAAGAGCAAAGUAGUCGUCUCCGAGUCCGAAGAAGACAACGAAGACCAAGACGAGGACAAAGUCGCCCACUCUUCCUCCCUCUCCGAUCUCACCGAUGCGUCCGAAGAUUCUGCACCAUCAAAGCCGAUUAAGAGACGCAACUCUUCACCUCGCGUCGUCAUUUCACCCCGUAAGAGGAACGGUAUCAAGAAAGAGAUUAAGAGUCCUUACUUUUCACAUACCGAGGAUGAUGGUGGCGGUGAGGAGAUGGAUGAGGAUGACGAGGAAAGCGAGGAAGAGGUUGUGAAGCCUAGGAUGACCACCAGACGCACGAGAGGCAAGGCAUAA
This is a messenger RNA of Aureobasidium uvarum, 3435 nucleotides long. NCBI's taxonomy places the organism in Eukaryota, Fungi, Ascomycota, Dothideomycetes, Dothideales, Saccotheciaceae. The record is from the annotation of a GenBank genome assembly.